Molecule: messenger RNA, 1773 nt
Organism: Helianthus annuus (common sunflower)
Lineage: Eukaryota; Viridiplantae; Streptophyta; Magnoliopsida; Asterales; Asteraceae
Exons: 5
Coding region: 1-1773 (590 amino acids)
Source: RefSeq, a predicted model, not a curated record
AUGAUUGAGAGCGAAAGACUAAAGUACAUCCGGAGGCAACAAGCGAACCUUCGCUCUGAAACAUUUGAGAAUCUUCAAAAGCAUAAAUCUAAAGGUAAGGAAGUUUUAACAGAUACUGGAAAGCCUGUUAUACUUCCUUCUUCUUUACUGGUGGUGCAAGAUUCAUGCAACAAAAUUACCUCGAUGCAGUGGCCUUAUUGGCCAGAAGUAAAAAAAUUUCUAAAAGAUUCAACCAUCAAAGCCGAAGAAAGGCCUGACAUAUUGUGUCGACUGUUUAAAAUGAAGCUUGAUUCCAUACUCAAAGAUUUGAAGGAUUCUAAGUAUUUCGGUGAGAUUAACGCUGGUAUGUCGAUCACAAACUUCCCACCAAAGAUCACACAGAUCCCAUUUAUUUCUGCUGAGAUUCCCGAUAAAAAAGAAGAUCCUGAACUUUAUUCUCUUGUCACUGAUUAUAUGAUUCAUGGUCCGUAUGGGAAUGCUAAUUUGAAUUGUCCUUGCAUGGUUGAUAAAAGAUGUUCAAAAAACUUUCCGAAGAAAUUCACACCACAUACAACUAUUGAUUCAAGUGGUUUCCCUGUAUACAGAAGAAGAGAUUCAGGUCAUACAGUUAUAAAAUUUGGUGUUAAAUUAGACAAUAGAAGUGUUGUUCCUUAUAACAAAAGGCUUUUGAAAAGAUAUCAAGCACACAUUAAUGUUGAAUGGUGUAAUCGACCCGGUUCAGUGAAAUAUUUGUUCAAGUACAUUAACAAAGGCCCUGAUAUGGCUACUACGGGUGUUUCUGGUGAUACAAAUCCAACCAUUAAGGAAAAGCCAAAAGACGAGAUGAAGGAGUAUUAUUAUUGUAGAUAUAUUUCAGCGUGUGAGGCAUCCUGGAGAAUAUUCUCUAAUGAGGUUCAUUAUAGGUAUCCUACUGUUAUGAGGCUUCCCUUUCAUUUGCCGGGCCAACAGAAUGUUGUGUAUGGUGCAUAUGAUGAUAUUGAUAAUGUUUUAAGCAAGCCUUCUGUUGCUUUUUCAAUAUUUGUGCAAUGGAUGAAGUUGAACGAGAUAAAUGAAGAUGCUAGAAAGCUGACUUAUGUCGAGUUUCCUUCCAAAUUUGUUUGGAUGCUUAAAGAUAGAUGUUGGCAGUUAAAGGGCCUAGAUCAUUCGAGAGGAUACGUACAGUUAACGGCCAAUUAUUCCCGACUUUUAGAGAUGCUUGAUGCGAUGGGACUCUUAGAUGAUGACAAUGAAUACGUUGAGGCCAUUAAAGAAGCAAGUUUUGAAGGACAUGCUGGGUAUCUCCGAGCGUUAUUUGCUACCCUGCUUUUGUCAAAUACUCUUUCACGGCCAGAAUUUGUUUGGGAGAAGACGUGGAAAUACUUAGCUGAUGAUAUUGUUUAUAGACGUAAAAAAGAAACAAAUAUUUCAGGUUUAGUGCUUCCUGAAUAUCAGAUUAAGAACCUUACUUUGUUGAAAAUUGAAAACUAUUUAAUUUCCAAUGGUUCAUCAUUACGAAGGUUUCUUACUAUGCCGUACCCUAAUGACGAUUCCUUACGUGAUGCUACUAAUCGUCUGAUCAAUGAAGAGCUGUCACAUGACGUAGAUGAAGUACAAGCUGAGUUUAACAGGUUGCAUCAAUCUCUUACAGAUGAACAACGAGCGGUUUUUGACGAAAUAAUGGAAGCAGUUGUAGGCCGUAAAGAAGGCCUUUUUUUGUCUAUGGUUACGGUGGAACCGGAAAAACCUUCUUAUGGAAGACUUUGGCUUCAGCUGUUCGAUGUAGAAAGGGAAUAG